Molecule: messenger RNA, 372 nt
Organism: Paramuricea clavata
Lineage: Eukaryota; Metazoa; Cnidaria; Anthozoa; Malacalcyonacea; Plexauridae
Source: the annotation of a GenBank genome assembly
AUGGAAGAAGUUGAAAUUCAGAACAAGACUGACAAGUCCCGGGUUUUAAAUGAAGAUGAACAUGCAUUUACAAGCCAACAAAAUUUUACGAAAGGUGAAACAAAAUACUGUAGAUUUUCACUAAAGUAUGUGGGAUUAAAACAGCCAUGGAAGUUGGUAGUGUAUUGUAAUGCAUCAUACGCUAAUCUCAAAGAUGGUUCCUCUCAAGGAGGUAUGAUCAUAUUUCUUGUGGACAGGGAAAGAAGAGCUUCACCAAUCAACUUGGAUAUCCAAAAAGUUGAGGAGAGUUUGCAGAAGCACAAUUGCAGCAUAAACAAUGUCACUGUUGGAUGCAGUGGACACAUCAGUGUGGCUAUCUCAUUUAUUGGAUGA